GGACUCACAUCGCCAAGAAGCCAGCCUCGCCGGAUUCACCUUCUUUAUUCGAGGACACGGCGGUCUCUAACCAUGGGCUCCAUAGUGGCGAAGCUGCUUCUACCAACCAUCAGCAGCCUGGCUCUCCUGCCAACCAUCAGCAUAGCGGCCAAAAGGAAGUUUCACAUGGAAGCCAUGGUUUAUUUUUUCACCAUGUUCUUCAUUGCGAUCUACCAUGCCUGUGAAGGUCCAGGACUGUCCGUGUUAUGUUUCAUGAGAUACGACCUUCUGGAAUACUUCAGUAUCUACGGGACUGCGCUCUCCAUGUGGGUGUCGUUGUUAGCUCUGGGAGAUUUUGAUGAACCUAAGAGGUCCACUUUGGUCAUGUUUGGCGUUCUCACCAUCGCCGUGAGGAUAUAUCAGGAUCGUUGGGGUUACGGUGUAUAUUCGGGUCCUAUCGGAACAGCCGUUCUAAUGAUUACUGUGAAAUGGCUUACGAAGAUGAAAGAGAAGAAAGGCCUCUACCCGGAAAAAAGUGUUUACACCCAACAGAUCGGUCCAGGGUUCUGCUUCGGAGCUUUAGCCUUAAUGUUACGUUUUUUCUUUGAGGAAUGGGAUUAUACCUACGUGCACAGCUUCUACCAUUGUUCGCUGGCCAUGUCCUUUGUCCUCCUGCUCCCCAAGGUCAACAAAAAGGCAGGGAAUGGAGGGAACCCGGCCAAAAUAGACUGGUCAACUCUAGGCUGCUGCGUGUAACGGGGGAUUCCAGACAGUCAACGGCAAGCGGAACCUGGAACCUCCCAUUCCAUAUCCCGAUGAUUCCAGAACACAUGACCUAGAACCGGCUGUUUGCAUCCCAUAGAUAAAUCAGCUAGUUCCUUAUGUUCCUUGUGUGUUUCCUUACAAUCUCUUUACCCCCCGAGCCUGCGGGUUCUAGAACUUUGGCUGCCUAUUGCCACUUUAUACAUAGGUUUGCAGAAAAAAGACGCUAAAUGGGAGCUGCCUUAUGCCUGACCCAGAGAAUUGCCCCCCAAGCCACCCCUCCAUGAUGGCUGUGCUUGCUGCGGAAAGCCAUGAUAUGAUGUCAUAUCCGGGCAUUCCGUGAAUUAAAGACGCACGGCUCGGCAUGGCCUCCAUAGUGUUAAUGGUGGAGGAGAUCGGAGAGCUCCCUUGUAACUGGCACGUUGAGCAGCGGCACACCAGGCAGCCUGGUCCCCCAGGACUGCAAUCUGCCCCCUAGUGUUAAGGCGGUGGGAUUGCCGCCUCCUUGGACCUGCUUUAUGAUGUAUUUAUGAUGUAACUUAUUUGUUUCUAUUUGCGUAGAAGACGUGCA
Molecule: messenger RNA, 1312 nt
Organism: Spea bombifrons (plains spadefoot toad)
Lineage: Eukaryota; Metazoa; Chordata; Amphibia; Anura; Pelobatidae
Gene: MYMK
Product: myomaker, myoblast fusion factor
Exons: 5
Coding region: 73-735 (220 amino acids)
Cellular component (GO): plasma membrane
Source: RefSeq, a predicted model, not a curated record